AUGGACGCUGUGAUCACUGCUGGAAAGGAACAAGGGGCCGCUGCGUUGCUGGCCGUUGAUAGUGCCGAUGAGGACAGCAGUGUGGACUCGGGGAGGGGCGAGGCACUUACUGGGCAGGGCGGUGACGGGGCAAUCGAUGCCGUUCGCGAUGCACCCACAGCAGAAGCGUCAUCGAUGGGGUCGCAGGGCGAGGGGACCGAUGCAGGCGCGGAGGGGCAAGGCAGAGCUCCUGCGGUUGUCCCGGCAAAGAGCGCCGGAGAACAAGAAGACGACCACCGUGAUGUCGAUCCACUCGAGCCUGACGCACGGACAAGCGCGAUGGAAUCGUCGAGUGAUUUCGGUUCGGGGACGGGAGCGGGAGCGUCGUCAGGGGCUGGUGACGACGAGACGACCGCCCCCGUGGGCGUCGAUGCUGACGUUGCCGCCGGUGCCAACGUAGACGGAGAUCUUGAAACCGACCUGGGGAUGACGGAGAUAUCGGCAAGCGAAUGGAGCGGGGUCGACGCCCGCCCGCCGAGGAUGCCCAGCGGGCGGUGGCCGUCUCCACAGCACCGGAGAGCCACCACCGGGGACGCCGCAGCCGUGCCGCCUGACGACUACGUCUCCACGAGCGACUCGUCACAAGAGGUGGAAGCGCUGCUGUUGGAGGAGGAGGAGGAGGAGGAGGCGAGCGGCGAGGACUUCCCGCGCAGGCGCCCGGUGUUCCGUUUCUCUGAACCCUUGUCGGCGGGGCCCGACCCCGUCGAUGUCGGGCUCGCGGGGCAGCGGCCGCCUCGCCGGCGGCACACCGCAGACGUGGAAGACUUCGUCGUCCUGCCCCCGCUCCCGCCGUUAGACUCAAUCUCCGCCGAGCCGCCGGGGGAGGCGAUCGACCCGGCGGGCGCGAUGGUAGGGUACAGCGAGGAGAACGGGUGGGAAGCUUGGGCGGCAGAGUUGGCGGUAGCGUUGAGGAAGGCGUCGGUGCGGUGGGCGGGGGUGGCGGCCGAGCGGGGCGGCGUUCUGGCCGAAGAGUUGCUCGAGGCGUGCAAGGCGCAGGUGGUGAAGAGCUGGCACGAGACCGUCCAGCCGCUGGCCGGGUACGCCCGGCGGCGCCUGGAGGCGACGGCGAAUUUCUGCUUGGGGGAGGUGGGCCAGCAUCUCGAGGACGCGGUAACGGCGGAAGCGCUGUGA
Messenger RNA from Ectocarpus siliculosus, 1170 nucleotides. The record is from the annotation of a GenBank genome assembly. NCBI's taxonomy places the organism in Eukaryota, Phaeophyceae, Ectocarpales, Ectocarpaceae.